Molossus molossus (Pallas's mastiff bat) is the source of this 2208-nucleotide messenger RNA. It is a transcript of the gene JHY, whose product is annotated as junctional cadherin complex regulator. The record is from RefSeq and is a predicted model, not a curated record. The transcript is spliced from 7 exons. The coding region runs from base 1 to 2208 and encodes 735 amino acids. Gene Ontology annotation, biological process: axoneme assembly; brain development. Lineage: Eukaryota; Metazoa; Chordata; Mammalia; Chiroptera; Molossidae.
AUGAGUUAUAGAAAAUUAAUUCCCAAGCUCUCUAUUCAGUCUCCUGUCCAUCAUGCCAACUUAAAGGUUCAGUCCACAGAAUCACCUUUUAAGAAAAAAGGCUUCCAUCUAAUUUCAAAAGACUCCCUGGAAGCUGAUUCAGAGAGCCUCACUCAAGAGAUUAAUUCCCAGUCUGAACCUGAAGACCAAGUCCAGGACGACAACAUGGAGCCUGACAGCUUAGAGGGGAGCUCCCCGCAGGACAGCCUGAGCGAGAGCGAGGAGGAAGCCAGCCGGAGGGCGGCGCAGGUGCUCAGCAGUGACCGCCUCCGUACCCAGGGCAAUGGCGGGAACCACAGCCAGCAACCCAAAGAAGACAAAUAUUCAGAUCUCCGCUAUGACCCAGACUGGAGAAAUAAAGCGGCAGGGCGGGCGUCGGCUGAGGGAGCCUUGCCGGGAUCUGCAGACAGCUCCGCAGCCGACCCGACCCUGUGUCCGCUCUACCCCUCCAAGGAGACCUCUGUGGAGCUCCCAGCCGGGGACGGCGAACAGGACAAGAGCCCACAGAGUGAAGCCUCCUUACUUGGUAGUGAGUUUGUAAGCCCACACUACGAGCGUGGUGCCCAUCACAGCAGCCCGUCUUCAGAGCUGAGCGGCAGUGAUCUGGCAGAGAAGUCCAGCAACCUCUCUCCGUACUUGAAGAGUUCAAGUUCACACAAUGAGGUUUUCUUGCCAAGAUCACGUGGUCCUCGGCGAAAGAAGUGCAAACCAUAUUUUGUGGAACAAAACAAGCUGACUUUGGGAUUACCCACCCCCAAAGUGGACUCUUAUCUUCAACUUCACAAUAAAAAGAGGGAGGACACUCACACAGAACAGGAACACUGGUCUCAACAUGAAAGAGCAAAAUCAAGUAAUGUACCAAGAGUUCAAUCUUCUGAAACAACCAAUGGUCAGCAACCUUCCGGAAAACCAACCAGGCACAAGAUUCGAAGACAGAAGAAAUGCAGUCAUGGCCUGAAGUCGUUGGUGACUGAAGAGCUGCUUUUCAGCCAAGUUAACCAGAAAAACACUGCUAGACAGCCACAGAAUCAAAAUAAGCGUAUCGAUACUUCAAUAAAGCAUGAAACAGUUGUAAUUGUGAAUGUUCCUAACAGCAAUUUACAAUACUCAAGUGCACUUAUGAGCCAGGAUCCAAAAGCAACCUCCAAUAAAUUUUCUCCACCACAACAGACUUUUGACAAGGUAGUACAUAAAAACACCACUAGCUAUCACUCAGUGAUGGGCUUUAAUAAAGAAAGAGGAUACAAAGGCCAAGAAGAGAAAAGAUUUUCAUACCAGCAGCCACACAUCAACACUCUUUCCAAUGUGGACUCGAACUACCUUGAUGAACUUACGACGUCACAAGUGCCCCUGGGUCACAAAGGCUCUCAGUCUGUUUCUGACUUAAAUGUUAAUAGAGCAACUGAAAAUAAGAAGCAACCCAAACAAACUCUUCCAGAGACAAAGUAUAAGAACUUGGAAAUAUUAUGGAAAUUCCAUCCCUCCUCUGACAGCCAACCGGCCAGAGCGUCCCCAGGCGCACGGCUGGGGCAGCUCAUGGAGCAGCACCAGCAGGCCUUGGCGCAGCUGACCGGGGUGCAGCCCAGGCCAGAGGCCUUCGCCGGCAUCACCUUUCCACCCAUAUUGUCGAGAACAGAAAGCGAAUCCCAAGUCAAUUCACAGAGAAGCCAUAGAAACCAAAUGAAAAUUAGUCGUACCAAUUCUGAAGGCUAUCUGUCUCAACUCGGAGAAGGAAAACAGCUUAGGAAAAGCAGAAUGAAGAGUUCCAAGCUGAAAGGUUAUCAGACAAGAGACGUGAAGCUGGGCGGCCUUGGACCUGACCUUGAGUCUAUCAGAGAUAAAAUGCAGAAAUUAAUACAGCAAAAGGAAUAUGCAAAACAAGUUAAGGAGUACAACAUGAAGACACUAUCCAUUCUGUCAAAACCACAAACAACAAAAACUGAAAAUAAAUCUGCCAUCUCUCGGCAGAAGGCUUUGGAAUAUGCUAAGACCAUCCCCAAACCCAAACCUUCAAGCCUGCCUGGCCUCACGUCGAAGGAGGAGAAGAGCCGGACCUGCGCUGGGGAAGGAGGCCCGCUGCCUGAGCUCUCGCUGCUGGAGAAGCUGCAGAGCAGGCACGAGAGGGAAAAGCAAGCUGUGGCUGCGUUCAGAGUCCUUCACAUUGUGUAG